Molecule: messenger RNA, 8171 nt
Organism: Doryrhamphus excisus (bluestripe pipefish)
Lineage: Eukaryota; Metazoa; Chordata; Actinopteri; Syngnathiformes; Syngnathidae
Biological process (GO): visual perception
Source: RefSeq, a predicted model, not a curated record
AAUGAACAAAGCAUUAUUAGAGCCCUGUAGACAUGACAAAACACGACUAUAGUCACAUUUAUACUCUUUUUAUUUACAACAUAUUGCGCAACUGCAGGGUCUUGAGACACAUGCUAACUCGCAAACUAGAGAUCUAGCGACCUAAAACGGUAGCCUCCAAGUUAUUUCCUUUAAACUUAAAAAGGCCAAAAACUUACCACUUCCACACGGAUAGUGAGGAUAACUAUUAACAGUGAUUUAACCUUUAACAUGAACAUUAAUCAAACGUAAUCAUUUUUUCUGGGUACAUGAUACCAUACAGCAUCCAUAUCAAACUUGUGCGGGCCGCACUAACAUUAAACUUUCAUAUCAAGGCGGGGGCCUCAAACUAGUGUCCUGCGGGCCACAUUUGGCCCGUGGGCCGCGUGUUUGAGACCCCUGCUCUAAGGACAAUCGGUAAGAACGGUCAGUAACCACAGUAAAGACAUUUGGUAAAGACAGUAAGGACAGUCAGUAAAGGCUCUAAGGACAAGCGGUAAGAACAGUCGAUAAAGACAAUCAGUAAAGUUUGUAAGGACAGUCAGUAAAGGCAAUCUGUAAAAACAAUCAAUCGGAAAGGACAGUCAGUAUAAUCAAUGAGAACAGUCAGUAAAGACAAUCGGUACGGAGAGUAAAAACAGUAACCAAGCUGUGGCUAAGGACAGUCGGAAAGGACAGUCAAGACAAUCGGUAAGAACAGCUGGUAAAGACAAUUAGUAGAGGCAGUCAAUAAGGACAAACAGUAAGGACAGUCGGUAAAGUCAAUUAGGACUGGACAAGCAGACACAAUAGGCUGUGUUUUAACUUUCUACUUCUUUGACGUCCUGCUGGGAAUUGUGUUGGGGACCACCCCCCCAGGACCACAGUGGACAAAGUGGUGGUCCGAUGGACAGAAAGCCACUAACAGGAUGACGUGAGCGCUGCGAUGGCCGCAGGGCAAAGAGGGAUUACGUCUGAGCAGUAGAUAAACAGAUUAUUCCUAAAACAGAGUGGACUUUUUUUAACCUCACUUGCCACUGUCCCUCCGUCCCCUCAGCAGAGGAAAGACGCCUUUCUCUCCUUCUGCAUCCUUUCAUGAAGAGGUCUGGGGCGGAUCCUCAAUGUGAAGCAGAGGUAGAGGACAGAAACAGCCGGCAGAGACCCUCAGCCGCUGGACGCACUUGGAAGUUUUUAUUUGUCCCACAAUGCUCUGGACCUUUGGGCUGCUGCUUGUCCUCGCUUGCCAGGUCAGAGGCCGGAGCGCCAGACUGGACUUCAACUCGGACUCAGUUGUGCCGAAGAAGGAGGCUGUGGUCCCCUCUGCUCCCGAGGCGGCAUUCCCCGCUUUGCCCGCGACAUUCGAUGUCUCCAGGCGUCGACCCAAGAGGUCGGUAUUUCUUCACUCCGGGGUGAGAAUCUGUCCUCAGGAGAGCGUCGACGAUGUUCUGGCCAGCCAUCAGGCGUACUACCAGCUCAGAGUGUGUCAGGAGGCCGUGUGGGAGGCCUACAGGAUCUUCUUAGACCGGAUUCCUGGCACCACAGAGUACCAGAGAUGGGUUCAGGCGUGCCAACAGGAGUCAUUGUGCAUCUCCGACAUUGCCAGAAACUUCAGCAGCUCCGAGGAACACCUGAACCUGAUCCACCGGAGGAUGAAGCGCCUGAGAGACGAGAGGCAGCCAUCGCAACGAGACCAGGUGACUCCUGAAAACGCGCCCCUCGUUCCCAACAUGGAAGACACUGCAGUUCUGUCAAGUCCAGAAGUUCCAUCAGGUCCAGAAGUUCAGACGGCCACCAUCGUCCUCCUGGGCCAGGCUACUUCCUCACCAAGCCCCGCCCCUGACGAAGAGUGGACUGCCGAGGAGGAGGACUCCGACAUUCCUAACGUCGUCCCUGAAAGUCUGGCAGAGCAGACGGUGGAGUUCAGCAUCGACUUGGUGGAUCCGGGAUACCGAGAGCUGCUGGAUGACCCGGACUCACCUCAGUACAUAGACCUGGCCCACCACCUGCAGGACCAGAUGCAGCACGUUUUUGACAAACUUCCGGGAUUUAAAAGCAUCCAUGUGCUGCGGAUCAGCGAGAUGCAAGAUGCUGACGGGGUCGGCGGUAUCACCGUCCACUACUCCCUGGUCUUUGAGACCACCUCCUCAGAAAUCCACACUGACGCGGCAGAUGCCGGUCCAACAUCAUCACCAGACUCCAACCUCAGGGAGAUGGUGAGAAAAGCUCUGCGAGAGGACGCGUCUCUUCCAGUGGACUUGGACUCUCUGAACUUUGACCCAGCGGCUGCCCUUCUGGCACAGACGUCAUCCCCCUUGGCGGACGUUGGCGUGGAGGCCAGCGAACCAGACUCCCACAAUGAAUUUGAAGUCUUCACCGACGAGCCACGGGCGGCUAAAGUCGAACCGGCACCCCCCCUCAGCCCCUCAGAGAAGGAGAACGCCCUGGUCACGCUACUGGAUCCCUCAGAGGAUGACUUUACAUUUGCACCAGAAGCACAAGAUCCAUCCAACGUGGAAGAAGAAGAGGUCAUCAUUUCUCAUAAGAUUGAAAGCAUCCAUCAUACGGAAACUGGCAAACUAAUUCGAGACGACACAAACUACCCAACGAGCCCCCCCACCAUUGUGGAUCUGGUGACCCCCACCGCACGCAUUUGGCCCAGCACAUCUUCUGGUGAUGAUCAAAUUUUGGCUUCGGGACUUGUCACCACCACUUGGCUGGUAGCCGUCACAGGCCAGAUGCCCACUGAGUCCAUGGAGGUAGUCCAGCAAGGAACAGAGUCCCUGCCAGACUUCACAGCCCCGAUUGGGGACGUCAAGGACUUACAGGCGGAAUCAUUAGAACCACAGAGAGAGUUAGCGGUGGAAACUGCUCAAGAAGUCCUUCAGGUUUCUGAACCAGACAAUUCCCAAUAUGACAUGACUGAUGUUUACAUGCCGGAAGAAGAGAUGGCACAAAACCAAGAAGUUGUGGUUUUUGAGCUUCCUGGAAUGGAGGACAAGGACACAACGACACAAGGGUUGGCACUAGAAGCCCAAUCAGAUUAUGUGCUUGAGCAGAAGGUAAAGGUUGAAGAAGCACCUGAGCAAAUAGAGGACGGUACAGUAGAAGUAACAAAGGUUCAGGAAACACAAGAAGGACAAAAUGAAGCUUCGCAUCCAGAUGAAGAAGAUGUAAAACAUCAAGACACUGGACCAGAUGCUUCAGAGGAAACAAUAUCAACUGUUCUGGAAGAUCCAUUCACUAUUGGUCCAGAACAACUAUUGCCCAAUGUUCUGGAGGAAACAUUGCCUGAUGUUUCUGAAGAACAUUUGCCCGAUGUUCCUGAGGAAAGGUUACCUGAUGUUUUUGAAGAACUUUUGCCCGAUGCUCCGGAGGAAAGCUUACCUGAUGUUUCAGAUGAACUCUUGCCCGAUGCUCCAGAGGAAACAUUGCCUGAUGUUUCAGAUGAACUCUUGCCAGAUGCUCCAGUAGAAAAAUUGCCUGAUGUUUCAGAUGAACUCUUGCCCGAUGCGCCAGAAGAAACAUUGCCUGAUGCUUCAGAAGAACUUUUGCCCGAUGUUCCAGAAAAAACAUUGCCUGAUGCGCCAGAAGAAUCAUUGCCUGAUGUUUCAGAUGAACUCUUGCCCGAUGCUCCAGAAGAAACAUUGCCUGAUGCUUCAGAAGAACUCUUGCCCGAUGCACCAGAAGAAACAUUGCCUGAUGCUCCAGAAGAAACAUUUCCUGAUGUUUCAGAUGAACUCUUGCCAGAUGCUCCAGAAGAAACAUUGCCUGAUGCUUCAGAAGAACUCUUGCCCGAUGUUCCAGAAAAAACAUUGCCUGAUGCGCCAGAAGAAACCUUGCCUGAUGUUUCAGAUGAACUCUUGCCCGAUGCUCCAGAAGAAACAUUGCCUGAUGCUUCAGAAGAACUCUUGCCCAAUGUUCCAGAACAAACAUUGCCGGGUGCGCCAGAAGAACCCUUGCCUGAUGUUUCAGAAGAACCGUUGCCCGAUGCUCUAGAGGAAACAUUGCCUGAUGUUUCAGAAGAACUCUUGCCCGAUGUUCUCGUGGAAAGGAUACCUGAUGUUUCAGAAGAACUCUUGCCAGAUGUUCAAGAGGAAGGGUUACCCGAUGUUCCAGAAGAACUCUUGCCUGAUGUUCGAGAGGAAACGUUACCAGAAUUUUCAGAGGAACUUUUGCCUCAUGUUCAAGAGACAACGUUGCCUGAUCUUUCAGAAGAAUCAGUUCUUACAGAUUCCACAACAACAGAGGAGAAAAUGGUUGAUGUUAGGAAAGUAGUUGAAGACGUCACUGUGGUUCCAAAAGAAAUAGUACAAGUUGUUGAAGUUCCUCCAGUGUCUCAAGAAGAACUAGAGAGAAAUGUGGAGGAGAAUGACGUUGUGACAACAGAAUCACAAACGCCGGCUAUUGUUUCAAAACAUAGCGAAGAUCUAGUUCUAGAGGAACCACAUCCAGGGGAAAUAUCACACCAAACUCUGCCCCCGGAUGCAUUUCCAGGAGGACAUCCUGAGGACAUCUCAGACGGACACACAGUAGAUAUUCUUGAGGCAGAAACUGAGGAAGAAGGUGACAAUUCGGAUUGGUUUGAAGCAUUAGAACCUCAGGAAGUUGAGGUGACUCUCUCAACACCAGCAGAAGGGAUGUUACAGCGAGAACUAGAAGUUGAUACCGCAGAACCAGAAAGCCAAGUGUUUGCUGUUCCUGAGCCGGAUGCAGAACCAGCAGCUGAAUCCAUCAAGGUCUUUCCCCACGUUGAGGCAGAGGAAGAUCUUCUUCUCAGAGAGAACACGGGUGAUGUUGUAUCAGAGUCCCUUCAACCUGUCCGACCAGAGGACAAUAUGCCCGUAAUUCCUGUUGAGGUCCAUCUGGGUGAUGAGGUGGAAGGUGGACCGGAAUUCCAGGACCCUGAUGGUGUGAGCAGUGGCGGGACCGCAGAACCAGCAGAGUCUUUGGAUCCAGCUGGUGUGACACCCCCCGAGGGGGGCGGCGCAUCUGAGGAAGCUGAAGAAGAUGACGCCAGUGUGACAGCGACACCAGCUUCAGUGGUGCCACCAGCAACAUCCGCUGCUGGACCGGACUCCCAUCAUGGCCCAACUGUGGACUUUGGACUCUUUGAGGUGGCAGAGGUCCCUGGACCAGGUGCAACAUCCGUUAUCGAUGAAGACCUGAAAGUGGCCGAAAAGCAAACCAGCAAACCGGCUGUGGUCCCCGAGAUUCUACAGGGCCCGGAAGAGGAAUUGGAUUUAGCGGACACGAUGACCACCGAGUCACCGGACGAAGGGAGCGGCUCGGUCGAGCAGCAGGUGUGGGCGAGUGUCACCGCACCACCCCCGAUAAGAUACCUGACCACGCCGACCACGACGACGGCCAGCCACGGCCGGGAGCUGGUGGUCUUCUUCAGCCUGCGCGUGACCAACAUGGACUUUUCCGAGGACCUCUUCAACAAGACAUCACCAGAGUACAGGUCCCUGGAGGACACCUUCCUCAACUUGCUGCUGCCCUACAUGCAGGCCAACCUAACGGGCUUCAGGAACUUGGAGAUCUUGAACUUCCGCAAAGGCAGCGUGGUGGUCAACAGCCGCAUGAAGCUGGCCAAGUCGGUGCCCUACAACAUCACAGAGGCGGUCCACUGCGUCCUGGAGGAGUUCUGCUGGGCCGCCGCCGAGCACCUGCACAUACACAUCGACAGCCGCUCUCUGGACGUGGAACCAGCCGACCAGGCCGACCCCUGCAAGUUCCUGGCCUGUGACCCCUGGUCCCGCUGUGUGUCGGACCGCCAUUCCCUGGAGGCACGUUGCCAAUGUGAGCCGGGUUUCGUGUCCGCGGAUGGCCUGCCGUGUCGCAGCGUGUGCGUCGUGCAGCCCGACCGCUGCGGGCCGGCCGCCGAGUGUCACGUGGAGCCCGGACUCGGUGCCGUGUGCAGGUCCAAAAGCAGCCGUGAGCUGGUGGGCGCUUAGAAGCCAGCAGAGUGGAGAACAUCCAGCAGGAACAUCUUGGUGUUUUUUCUACCGUUUGUCAAAUGAAGACGUUAGCUUGUCUUAACGAACUGUCGUCUUCACGUCCUCAAGGGGCGUUCAUGGACCAAACAUAGCGCUUGCAGUGACAUCAUUGCCAGCUAUUGUAGUUUCUCCAAAGGGGGGGGGGGUUGUCUUUUCAAACAUCAAAAACAAAGUUGAAGUCAACCAUCUUGUCCUUUCUGUCUCGCCUUAGCAAGACACAUUUAGAAAGACACCCACAAGUCCAGGUGAAACACCAGUGCGUUUAUUGAAGAGGAACGAGAGCGGAGGACGUGAGACACGCGUGGGGGUGAAACAUGGCAGCGGCCCCUUCAUGGCACCCCGCCUUCAUUUGGCGUCGGCGACACAGACACAGGCGUGAUGCUCAUGAGGCGUGCUUCAGGCCGGUGAGGCCCGUUUCAAAGUGUCUCGUGAAAAGGGGACGACGUGGCUUCACGUGCACAUCGCUCGCGCUAGCUUAUUGCUAAAUCUCUUUCCAAAACAAACUAGCGGGCCUUAGGCUGUAGAAAAAAGAUCCAGUGUGCUUCCAGUUCCAAAGAUGGCUCACGAGGUACCUGACCAGCGCUCGGUCGGCACAAAGAUGUCAGAACUAAUCAUGUGACGGCGAAGCUAUCAAGUGAUUGAUUUUUUACAUGAGUUUCCCUGUUGAAGAAGAUCACACUGUUGUUGCUAAUGCUAAUGAUAAUGUAGCCAGCUGCUAGCUAGCACGAACCGCGUAUAUCCAAGAGAGAGUCCUGAUUCCAAUACGGCGAGUAUUAGCAAGGACAGCAGCUGGAUAGCAUCACCAUGCUAACGUUAGCAUCGUGUGCAGCUGUUUAUGUUUGUGUGAAUGGGCCGCCGUGUUGCAUAAUCAUAAUAAUCAUCAUUAAUGAAAAGGAAUGAUUAGAAUGAAGAAAUAAGUACGAUUAGACGCCAAUUAGCAACGCUCGCUAGGGUGAUGUCCAUGUAGACUUAAGGCCUCGUCGUUACAGAAAACGAGUAGACGUCUUCGUUAUUUUGCCCGCCUGGCUCCACAACCUCCCAGGAAGCAGAAGGCAGCAAGAAAGAAGAAGAAAAAGGACAAGAAAGGAAAAUAAACACGAUUCCCUGCGUUAGCUCAUUAGCUUGCUGUCUGGUCCCUUGGCUAGAGGCCCGGGGGUUGGGGGGUAGGGGGGGGCCUCAUUUAAACAUGCUCUGCAACAUGGCGGUGGCGUAGGUGGGCCGCGCCUGCCGGCUCUCGAUGGCGCUGCGGAGGUACUGGAUCCCACCGCAGCGUUCCCAGAUCUCCUCAAACUGCCUGGGCAGGAUCUCGGCCCCCCUCUUCCGGGACAGGCCCGUCUCGUCCAGGCUGAGCUCGCACAUCUCCAUGUCGUCUUUUCCUGGGAAAACAACAAGCACGUGACUUUGGCGCUGCCCGAAGCGAUGAAGCGGGGCGGACUCACCCGCCACCAGCAGGAUGGGAUGCUUGUCGGGAUGCAGCUCCAUCUGCCGGGCGAUCCAGGGCCCGUCAAAGUGGGCGUACCACCAACCCUUCUUCUUGCUCGUGGGGUCUUUGUACUGCUCUCCCGGCCGGAUGAACGGGAUGCGGAAGUAGCGCUGCUGCCGGGUCAUGGCCACCUCGUACUGGCGGGCCGGGACCGGGGGUGCCGGGUUCUGCUGGGCUGUGGAAGGGAUGGCCAAACAAAAAUGUGGGUGAGCCACGCCCGGUGGACGAUGUCCAUGUGGACCACCAUGCAGGACAGCGCCACCCGCUUGUCACUUUCACACAAGGAAGAACUCUUCAUGGGGGCGGGCGGGAGCUUAGGCAGAGCAGCAAUUAGAAGCUUCUAGAUGGACCAAUCAGACUCCUUUCAUUACAGCUUAUGUGAACAACAUCUGGACCCGGGUUGGGUCUCUGCUAGGGUCAGUGAGGGUGAAAGGCUGUACACUGGUUCUGGUUCUGGAGCAAUGUGGACUGGGAAAGGGCUUGCCUGAAGACGGGACGCUAACGCUUUUUUUUUUUUUUUUUUUAAGUCUUCCGUCACGUGAUUGGACAAAUGCAGCCAGAACCCUCACAGCCACCUUUCCCUCCAGCAGAAGCAUAAAAAUCACAUACUAGCAGGUUGCCAUGGAAACACCUCCCCCUCCCUUCAAAGAAACUAAAAAAAAAAAAACCCAAAUAAAUCCAGCAGGGAUGAGUGG